Nicotiana tabacum (common tobacco) is the source of this 986-nucleotide messenger RNA. Its product is annotated as cold shock protein 2-like. NCBI's taxonomy places the organism in Eukaryota, Viridiplantae, Streptophyta, Magnoliopsida, Solanales, Solanaceae. The record is from RefSeq and is a predicted model, not a curated record. Gene Ontology annotation, molecular function: zinc ion binding; nucleic acid binding.
CAUAAAAAAGCCCACACUACUGGUGAAAAUACCAAGAGAUCAAAGCUCUCAAAAAAGUCUCUAGGGUUUCGCUAGGGUUUGGUUCUGUGCUACUAUGGCGUCGGAGAGUGACCAGGGAAGGAGGAUCAAGGGAUCUGUGAAAUGGUUCAAUGAUCAAAAGGGUUUCGGUUUCAUCACUCCAGAUGAUGGCGGUGAAGAUCUGUUUGUUCACCAAUCUGGUAUCAGAUCUGAAGGCUUUCGUAGCUUAGCUGAAGGUGAGGUCGUUGAGUUUGAAGUUGAGUCUGGUGAUGAUGGCCGUACUAAGGCUGUUAAUGUUACUGGACCGGAUGGCGCGUCUGUUCAAGGUGGUGGCCGUGGCGGAAGCGGUGGAGGCGGCGGCGGAGGUCGAUAUGGCGGUGGUGGUGGAUACGGAGGCGGUGGAGGCGGUAGAUAUGGUGGGGGUGAUAGUGGCUACNCUCAGGGCGGCGGCGGCGGCGGUUAUGAUAGUGGAGGCGGCGGAUAUGGCAGCGGCGGCGGUGGAUAUGGUGGUGGAGGUGGGAGAUAUGGUGGUAGUGGCGGAGGAGGUGGUGGUGGCUGUUUCAAGUGCGGGGAAGAAGGACAUUUUGCACGUGAAUGCCCUAACAGCAGUGGUCGUUGAAGCUCUGUAGAACUGAGAGGGUAAAUGUGUAUAUUCACAUUUUGCACUCUUUUUUCUAUGCUUUCUAGUGCUUUCUUUUUGGUUAAUGUCAUUUUGAAGUAUGAAAAGGGAUGAACCAUUUAAUGUUUUUUUUGAAUGAUCGUAUUGCAUAUGGUCACCUUUUAGUUUCUUGAAGUAUGAUUAGGAUAUGGUUAUGGUUUCCUGCUUUAUUAUUGCGUAUUAGGAUUAGUAUUGGUGAUUAUGGACUAGUGUUUCAGCUUGAAGCUUUUGGAAAUGUGCGCUUUCUGUACAUGUAUAUACAUACAUGUUUGAAAGAUUGAUCAAUUAUCAGCUGCUAGCUUUUAUUGCA